Molecule: messenger RNA, 4625 nt
Organism: Linum trigynum
Lineage: Eukaryota; Viridiplantae; Streptophyta; Magnoliopsida; Malpighiales; Linaceae
Source: the annotation of a GenBank genome assembly
AUAAAAAUAAAAUAGAGGCCCUAUUGUAGAGAGAGAACGGAAAAAGAAACCUAAAUGGCUAAAUUGGCUUCUCCAUCUCAAACGCAACAGCCGCUCAUCCUGCCCUGCGCACAUCAACUACUGUGAGGGAAGAGGGAGCUUCACAUCAACUCUAAUCGAAUUCCUCCAGCUCCAACAGCCACCUCUUCCGCAUCUUAUUCGUCCUCCUCCGGCGCUGCAGUACGCUUCACCUGCUGAAGGACUCGUCGCCACCACGGCUACAAGACUCGUCUCUUCUCUGCCAUUGUAGUACCCUAGAAACCUCUCCUUUGCUCGGCUGACAUCUCCCUCUCCCUCCAGCAGCCCCGCCACCGCCUUCUCCGCCCAGACCACCACCCCAUCAUCUUCCUCUCAUCCCCGCGACGCCAUCAUCUUUUCUUCCUCGCCAGCCCCGCGCCGCUAUCAUCAAGCGAGAAGCUCCGGCCGAAUCUUGCCCCUUUUCUGUUUCUAGGUAAAAUCGCGCUUUUGACUGCAUUGCUCGAGGCCCAGUAGAGAGGUGACACUCUUGACGCCCACACGCACCGUGUCGUGGUUUUGCUUGACGGCGGGGCUUUUCAUAGUCGUAGUAUAAAAGAAAAACCCUUAAACCCUGUCCCUCCUAAUUCGCUCACUGGAUGCAGGUUUCGCUCCUCUGGAAACUGCAAUCCGCUUCACGCCUGCGCGCUUUCUCAUCGCUUUCCUCCGCCGGAAUCCCCAUGGCUGCGCCCGGGGGGCAUCCUAAAGAUGAAGCGUACCUUGGUGCAGUGAUUCCCAAGCGCAUCCAGCGCUUCCAAGCGAUCCAGUCGCAGCAGAAGUCCCAUCUCGAUUCCCUCCCUCAUGACCCUAUCAGGGUUACUUUGCCGGAUGGGACAGUGAAGGAAGGCAAGAGAUGGUCAUCCAGUCCGCUGGACAUUGCAAAGGAGAUUUCCAAGAGUUUGGCAUCUAAUGCGCUGAUCUCUCAAGUUAAUGGAGUGUUGUGGGAUAUGAAGAGGCCAUUGGAAGGCGAUUGCGAGUUGAAAUUGUUUACUUUCGAUAGUGAUGAAGGGCGUGAUACUUUUUGGCACUCUAGCGCUCACAUUCUUGGCGAGUCACUGGAACAAACAUAUGGUUGCAAGCUUUGCAUUGGACCUUGUACCACCAGAGGGGAGGGAUUCUACUAUGAUGCGUUCUAUGGGGAAUUAGGUUUAAAUGAUGAACACUUCAAGCAAAUUGAAGCUGCAGCCUCAAAAGCUGUCAAGGAAGGACAAGAUUUUGAGCGCAUUGAAGUUACCAGGGAUGAGGCCCUUGAGAUUUUCUCUGAUAACAACUUUAAGGUUGAAAUCAUAAAUGACCUGCCUUCAGACAAAACUAUUACAGUGUACAGAUGUGGUCCGCUGGUGGAUCUGUGCCGUGGUCCCCAUAUCCCAAACACAUCCUUUGUAAAGGCAUUUGCAUGCUUGAAGGCUUCUUCUGCCUACUGGAGGGGGAACAAAGACCGUGAAAGUUUGCAGAGGGUCUAUGGAAUUUCAUACCCUGACCAGAAGCGUCUGAAGGAGUAUCUUAAAAACCUAGAAGAAGCAAAGAAGUAUGACCACAGAUUGUUGGGGACAAAGCAGGAACUUUUCUUUUGUCAUCCAUUGAGCCCUGGAAGUUGGUUCUUCCUUCCUCAUGGGACACGGAUUUACAACAAACUAAUGGGGUUCAUAAAAUCUCAAUAUAUCCAGAGGGGUUAUGAGGAGGUCAAAACACCAAAUAUGUAUAACAUGAGACUCUGGGAGACAUCUGGGCAUGCUGCAAAUUACAGGGAUAACAUGUUUCUGCUUAAUAUUGAAAAGCAAGAAUUUGGGCUGAAACCAAUGAAUUGUCCCGGGCAUUGUUUGAUGUUCCAGUAUAGAGUUCGAUCUUACAGAGAACUGCCUAUCCGUAUGGCGGAUUUUGGUGCCCUGCAUCGCAACGAGGCUAGUGGUGCACUCACAGGGUUGACUCGCGUCCGAAGGUUUCAACAGGAUGAUGCUCAUAUCUUCUGCAGAGAGGACCAGAUAAAAGAUGAAGUGAGAGGUGUCCUGGACUUCAUUGAUUAUGCAUAUAAAAUAUUUGGAUUCACUUAUGAGCUGAAGCUAUCUACGAGGCCGGAGCAAUUUCUUGGGGAGGUGGUCACAUGGGAUAAAGCUGAGGCUGCUCUGACAGAAGCAUUGAAUGAAUUUGGGAAGGCGUGGCAGAUAAAUGAAGGCGAUGGUGCUUUUUAUGGUCCUAAGAUAGAUAUUAGUGUAUCUGAUGCAUUGAACAGGAAAUUCCAGUGUGCCACAUUACAGCUUGACUUCCAGCUUCCAGAUCGUUUCAAGUUGGAGUUCUCUGCUGAGGAUGAAACCAAGUUAGAAAGGCCAGUUAUGAUACAUAGAGCAAUCCUGGGAUCUGUGGAACGUAUGUUUGCUAUACUAUUGGAGCAUUACAAGGGGAAGUGGCCUUUCUGGCUUAGCCCUCGUCAAGCAAUUGUCUGUCCCGUGUCUGCCAAAUCGGUGGACUACGCAAAACAAGUACGAGAUCGGAUUCAUCAAGCUGGAUAUUAUGCGGAUGCUGAUAUAACAGACAGGAAGAUCCAGAAAAAGGUAAGAGAAGCCCAACUAGCACAGUACAACUACAUAUUAGUUGUCGGCGAAGAGGAAGCCAACACAGGCCAGGUGAGUGUGCGGGUCAGAGACAUUGCUGAUCAUUCGGUGAUGAGCAUAGAGAGUUUGCUCCAACACUUUGCCGACGAAACUGCUGCAUUCCAUUAGGGCGGUAGUAACGCACAGCCACCAGAGUGACAUCAAUAGACGGACAGCAGCUUGACUCCAAAGACCGGCAAACAUAUGUUGUUAGAGAUUGACUUGCUUCAAAUUAUUAUGCCUUGUUAGGUCAUUUGCCAUUGUAUUGUUUGUCCUGUUUUUGUUAGUUUAGCAACGAACAAGAGGGUUGCUUGGGUGAGUGAAGAAACAAAUGAUACAGGGAAGUUUCUUGAUUGGUUUCAUUUGAGUGCUUUAGUUCUCACUUUUCGCCCUGAUUGUCCACUACUAAUUUGGAGAUUUCAAUAUAUGGAGUAAAAAUUAAAAUUAGUUUUGCUGAACUCCUUUUCACCAUUAGCUUUACUUUUGGUGUUAUUAUUUAUCUUGGGAAGCAUAAUCUUGACAUGUUAUGUUAAUUUAGGUUAUAGUAGAGACGAAAAGAGCAGCAAUGAUAGUGCAAUUUUUCCAUUGCCAACCAAUAGAAAGAAAGCACUUAACUACAGUGGGAUGCAAGGAGUCAAGUGAUAAUGUAAUGGAGGUGGGGACCAUUGUUUGUCGCAAAUCUUGUCUUGUGAAUGGAAUCUUGGUACGUACGGCCGACAAGCCAUGAUGAGGGUUUUUAACAAUCGAAAGAAAAAUGAGCAAAACCAAACAAUGUGCAUUCUGAAAAACUGCAGGGAAAAUCGAAAGAGAGGAAAGUCGUCAAUCAAUAAUGAAAAAGAGAAGCCGCCAUUGGACGUGCGGAGGGGGGAACGUUGUUCUCAACGAGGAAACGGGAUACUACUCGACGUCAUACAUACGUCAAGUUCUGCACUGGGUGGAUUGUCUUGUCCCCCGUUAUGUUCUAUGAUUUCUCGCUAUCCCCUGUUUGUUGGGAUGAAUAACUUUGAAAAGCUAUAAAUGAAAUGCCUAACCUAAUUUUUCCUGUUCGAUUUCUAACAAUUUUAAAACGUUCGGUUGCUGUGAUUUGUAUCGAACAGGAUGUCGAUUCUGGCUCGAAUGAUUCAAUUGCUUUGUUCACGACGAAGCAAUUGCAAUAUCUCGGCGACGGUCAUAAUUCGGGAACGAAGCAGUCGAUCCGAGACAACCCCAUUGAAAGGGGAUUUGAGACUUCUCUCUGCUUGUCUAUCAUUGCCGGGAAGAGAAUUUUACUCUUUAGGGAAGGAGUCGGAGAAGCAACAGGAGGAUUAUCAAAAGAAUCAUGCGGACCGGGACAAGUGCUCUGGGAACUUAGCUGUCCGAUUCCUUUUUGGCAAUUAAUUGGAGGAUCUGCUACUUUGGUUCUUCUGGCGGCUGUGGAGGAGCUAAUAGCUUCUCUCACAAACCCUCCACGGGCCGUGUUUAUCCAUCCAUCCAUAUCCUCCAUAAAUAAUAAAAAAAUAUAUCUAUCUAUAAAAUAUAUAAAGGCUUUUCCAAAAACUACCUUCACCAUUUCAAAAUUCCAGCCCUCCUACGCAUCCACGUCAACACCCUUCCGACCAAUCAGAUUUUUUCUUAACUCCUUUUUUUUACUUUAAGUUUUUCUAUACCCCAAUCAGAAUGUGCCACUUAACUCUCUCUCUCUCUCUCUUAUUUUUAAAUCUCCCCUACUACUCUUAAUUGAUUCAUAUUUAUUUCGCUUCAACUCCAAAUUUAAAUAUUAUUGCGCGAAAAAAUCAGAUUUUAUGUGAUCUACACAAGGAUAUCCAUUUUGAUAUAUGUUUUUUUUAAACAUAGCCACAAUCAUAUAUAUACAAGGCAUGUUCCUAUUCGAUAGUUGCGAAACUAUAUCAAUAUCAUUCAAUUGUACCGCCAUAAAGUAUAUACUAACAUAGAUCGUAGAACAAAUUUCACAUUCUACUGAGUUACUAAAUAAUAUCAAUGUUU